CUACUAACUUCCUGUGACAGUGUUUACUUAUUUUUCUGAAGAUAUAUUUACUUGCUUUUUGAGACUCAGAGAAAGAAAGAAGAGCUAAAGAUGCAGCUGGAUGUCUGUAUAAAUUUGUUACUGACAAUUACAGGGCUUGUGCAGGUGGUUACUGCAGGUACCCCACAUGGGGUAACGAUCUCAGGUCCUACUGAGGUGGUAGCUGGAGUGAGUACCAUCUAUGAGUGUUCUGCAUUCUGCAGUCGUACCUGUUAUUAUACCUGGAGUGUGAAAGAACAGUCAUUUGCUGGAAGCAGACUUACCCUGACUGAAAAUGGUGUAGACAAUUUCAUUUCACUAACAUGCACAGUGACAGACGAAGACCAUAAGCACUUUGUCAGUGAGAUCAUAUUGGUCACAGUGAUAAAUCCCAUUUCUGUGAAGCCAUCGACUAAUCAGUCAGUACUUAACCAGCAGCCUAAAGUGGGGCGGUCAUUUCAUUUAACAUGUAAUGGAGCCUCCCUACCAGUCACUAUAACCUGGCUUAAAGAUGGUGCACCUCUUACAUUAGACUCCAAGAUGAGCCUAUCCCCUGAUAAUGUGACUCUGUCUUUUAGCCUUCUGAAAGAGUCAGAUAGUGGCCAAUACCAGUGCAAGGUCCUUAAUGGAAGUGCCAGUGUUAUAAGCAAGGCCUACUGGAUUAAUCUUGGAUAUGUGAUCAUAAACCUGACUGGGCCAAACUAUGCGGAAGUAGGCAUACAAAGCGAGUACACCUGUGAGGCACGGUGCGGCAUGGAUUGCACAGUGCAGUGGGCUUUGCAUGCAGGCUUUCCAAGAGGAAGAUUCAUUGCUGAAGGACCAAGGAUUCUCUGGACCCCUUCUGACAUCGGACAAACGCAGGUCUUCACUUGCAUCACUCUGAACCCGGGUGCAGGCAAUAUUGGGCAGGUGUCCAAAACUGUAACUGUUGUAGAAGCACAGCCACGUCCCAAGCCCAGUAACGCUGUAUUCGCCAAACCGAGUGUAGCUGUGGUGAGCAGUGCAACUCUGCUGAUGCUGGUUUCUGCUUGUGUCUGAGGGUCGUCACAGAAAAAGAAGAAGCUCUGCACACAGUUUCAAUUCUCAAAUUCCUAUUACUAGACUUCUUAUAUUGUUUUUAUAUAUUGUAUAUUAUACUGGUUUCCUCUGGGUAAAGUUAAUUGAUUUUAGUUAACCAAAGUCUUCACAUCACAUCUGAUUUAGCUAACUUUGUACUGACCUAUAUUGUAUAUUUAAACAUAAAAUACUUAUUUUGUGGUUAAGCCUAAAUGUCUUUUUAGGUAUGUUCAUAUUACUAAAUGACUAAGUAGCCUAUACAUUCAUAGAAACCUACCUUCAGUUAAAUUCAGCUGAAUAGUGCUUUAACAGUAGAUACUGUUAUGUUUGAGUUACAACCCUGAUGAGCAACCAAGACAUCACAAUUUUAAGUCCUUGAGUCAACCUUGAGUUGUAAACUGUAUACUAUAAAGGCAAAUGGUAUUAUGUCAGUUGAAAAGAUUUUAUAAGGAGUAUAUUGUGAAUAAAUUCCUAGGAAGAGAAUAGGACCACCUUUAGUUGACGUUAUACAGGUAACAUUAUCAUUAUCAUGACAUUUAUGUAUAAAUCUGCUUGCACCCUAACCAUAAUUUAGACCAUUUACUUCAUCAUAUAUCUUUGAAAUCAGUCAAUGCUGAUUGAAAAAAAAACCCUAUCUAUAGGCAGAAAAAGAUAAUAACAAAAAUAACAGAAAUUGACACAUCUGAUGGAACAAACUCAAACUCAAUCCACACAGCUAAA
Hemibagrus wyckioides is the source of this 1794-nucleotide messenger RNA. Its product is annotated as hemicentin-1-like. The transcript is spliced from 6 exons. NCBI's taxonomy places the organism in Eukaryota, Metazoa, Chordata, Actinopteri, Siluriformes, Bagridae. Bases 91 to 1056 code for a protein of 321 amino acids. The record is from RefSeq and is a predicted model, not a curated record.